ACCGAUUUAGUAUUGGACAGCGCGGCUGUUCGUUCUCCGAAUCAACACGUCAACGGGGCGACUCUUUUUUGUUAAUCCCUCUCUGCGAAACGCAUUCGCCGCGCACAAUUAAUUCAUAAUUCAACAAUUCUUGAAUCAAAGUAGAACGUCGACGGUCCCAGCAAGUGUAUCAGGUUAGUGGCAAGACAAUUGGAAAGUCGCAAGGACGGUGGGGAAGUGGAAACACAACGGGACACACAAUGAAAAUCCUGCUCGUUUUGAGCGCCCUGCUGGCGGGGAUUGCCCUUAGCCAUGGUGCCGCUGUCAUGUCCGUGGAUCUCGGCACCGAAUGGAUGAAAGUUGGCGUCGUUUCACCCGGCGUACCCAUGGAAAUAGCCCUGAAUCGUGAGUCCAAGCGCAAGACACCAGCCAUCCUGGCCUUCCGCAACGGUGUACGCACAAUUGGCGAGGAUGCCCAGACUAUUGGAAUUAAGGAACCAAAUGCCGCCUAUGGUUAUCUAUUGGAUCUCCUUGGCAAGACCAUCGAUAAUCCGAUUGUAGAUUUGUACAGAAAACGUUUCCCGUACUACAACAUUGUCGGCGAUCCGGAACGUAAUACUGUGGUCUUCCGCAAGAGCGAUACCGAGGAGUUCACCGUGGAGGAGCUGGUGGCACAGAUGCUCAUCAAGGCCAAGGAAUUCGCCCAGGAGUCUACACAACAGCCCAUUGCCGAGUGUGUCCUCACUGUGCCCGGUUACUUUGGCCAGGCCGAACGUGAGGCGCUCCUGGCCGCCGCUCAGCUGGCCAAUCUGAAGGUGCUCCAACUGAUCAACGACUAUGCCGCCGUGGCCCUCAACUAUGGCGUGUUCCAUCGCGGUGAGAUCAAUGAGACGGCUCAGUACUUCCUAUUCUACGACAUGGGCGCCUACAAGACCUCCGCCGCUGUUGUCAGCUACCAGCUGGUGAAGGAUAAACAGACCCGGGAGAUUAACCCAGUGGUGCAGGUCCUGGGUGUGGGCUACGACCGGACACUCGGUGGCCUGGAGAUCCAGCUGAGGCUGCGCGACUACCUGGCGGCCGAGUUCAAUGCCCUGAAGAAGACCAAAACCGAUGUGACCACCAAUCCCCGGGCUUUGGCGAAACUUUUCAAGGAAGCCGGUCGUCUGAAGAACGUCCUUUCGGCCAACAACGAUCAUUAUGCCCAGAUUGAGAACGUGCUGGAGGACAUUGACUUCAAGCUGCCGGUUAGCCGCGAGAAGCUGGAGGAGAUCUGCGCCGAUCUCUGGCCAAGAGCCACCAAACCCCUCGAACAGGCCCUGGCCUCAUCGCACCUCAGCUUGGACGUCAUCAGCCAGGUGAUCCUGUUCGGCGGCGGCACUCGUGUUCCCCGCGUCCAGGAGACCAUCAAGGCCCUGAUCAAGCAGGAGCUGGGCAAGAACCUGAACGCCGAUGAGUCCGCCACCAUGGGUGCUGUUUACAAGGCAGCCGAUCUCUCCACUGGAUUUAAGGUCAAGAAGUUUGUCGUUAAGGACGCGGUGCUGUACCCCCUGCAGGUGUCCUUCGAGCGUGAUCCUGGCGAUGGCGCUGCCGUCAAGCAGGUGAAGCGCGUCCUGUUCGCCCUGAUGAAUCCCUAUCCCCAGAAAAAGGUCAUCACCUUCAACAAGCACACCGACGAUUUUAAAUUCUACGUUAACUACGCCGACCUGGAUCGCUACACCCAGGACGAUGUCCAAGCCCUUGGCAGCCUGAAUGUGACCAAGGUGCAGCUGAAGCAGGUCAAGGAACUGCUAGAGAAAUCCAAGAAUAAUUUGGUGGACAACAAGGGCAUCAAGGCCUACUUCUACUUGGACGAUUCGGGUAUCUUCCACUGCACCAACGUGGAGUAUGUGUUCGACAAGCAGAAGCCCGAGGAGGAUGCCGACGAUGACAGUACUCUAGCGAAGCUGGGCAGCACUCUGAGCAAGCUCUUCGCCAAGGACGGCGAGGAGAAGACCACCAAGGACGAGGAACAACAGACCGCCGAGGAGUCAGCCUCGACUGGCGAAGAACCACCCAAGGCUGAUGCCGAUGCCGAGUCUGAAAAGUCCAAGGAGGAAGAGGAGGCCGCCAACAAGGAGCCCAAGGCCGAUGGUGACAAGCCAGAGGCCGCCGAGAACAAGGACACGGAGAAGAACGAAACCAUCAAGCUGGUGACCGUCAAGUCCCCCGUCACCUACGAUCCCACGGUGCUGUACACGCCUCCUCUUUCCGGCUCCGCCUACGAGACAUCCUUGGCCAAACUGAAUGCCAUUAACAAGGCCGAGGAGGAGCGCGUCCGUCUGGAGUCUGCCUUCAAUUCCCUCGAGUCGCACAUCAUCGAGGUGCAACAGAAACUGGACGAGGACUCGUACGGCAGCUGUGCCACCGCCGAGGAGAAGGAGAAACUCCUGGCCGAGUGCAGUACUCUGAGCGAAUGGCUAUACGAGGAUCUGGAGAAUCCCAAGGCUGAGAUCUAUGAGGACAAGCUGGCCCAGCUGAAGAAGCUCUCAAACGUCUUCCUGGCCCGUCACUGGGAGCACGAGGAGCGUCCGGAGGCCAUCAAGGCUCUCAAGGGCAUGAUUGAGGCGGCCGAGAAGUUCCUUGUCAGCGGACGCAACCUUACCAAGGACACCAAUCCCGAGAAGGACGUGUACACCCAAGUGGAGAUCGACACCCUGGCCAAGGUGAUCGACGAGACAACCACCUGGCUGAAGACCGAAUCGGCCGCCCAAAAGAAACUGGCCCGCAACGCCGACAUUCGUAUGGCCGUCAAGGACAUCACCGACAAGAUGGGUGUGCUGGAUCGCGAGGUCAAGUACCUGGUGAACAAGAUCAAGCUCUGGAAGCCAAAGACCAAGCCGGCCGCCGACAAGGACAAGAAGAAGGACGCUGGCAAGGAGGAGCAGGGUUCGGGCAGCGGUGAAGGCGCCAAGAUCGAGGAGGAGCCGGCGGCGGCGUCCGAGGAGAAGCCGGAGGAGCAAGUGCCCGAGCCAGAGCAGGCAGCUACUGAGGAGGAGGAGAAGAUCAUCCCCACGCCCACCGAAGAGGGCAAGACACCGCACAGCGAGCUGUAAGCAGCCUUUGGGGGAUAUUUCUUUUUUGUAAUGCGAGUCCAGGGAAGACGAGUGCCUGGCUAAGAUUCAACAGAAGUAAUUCAAAUCACAAGGGGGGGUCGUCGGCCGACAACACACACACAUACCAUGAGGGAGGGGCGGGGGCUUAGCCAGGACACUCCAGUCGCCACAUAAAUUCUAUGAUUUUUUUUGUAUGUAUUCAAGUUAGCUAAAAAAAAAAAAAAAACAAAAACGUGGGGUUAAAUUAUGCUACAUUUAAUUUCUAAUUAAAAAACAAAAGAAAAAAACUAAAAAAAAAACAUGAAAAGGAAAAACUGAAAAACAUGUAUAAACCAUUUUCCAUACCAUUCCGCUGUGCUUUAGGUGGUCGCUCUUAGAAAAUACAAGACUUAUGUACACACGA
Messenger RNA from Drosophila bipectinata, 3474 nucleotides. RefSeq names its product Grp170 co-chaperone (gene Grp170). The record is from RefSeq and is a predicted model, not a curated record. Lineage: Eukaryota; Metazoa; Arthropoda; Insecta; Diptera; Drosophilidae. Gene Ontology annotation, molecular function: ATP-dependent protein folding chaperone; ATP binding. Gene Ontology annotation, biological process: endoplasmic reticulum unfolded protein response. Gene Ontology annotation, cellular component: endoplasmic reticulum chaperone complex.